Nematostella vectensis (starlet sea anemone) is the source of this 2611-nucleotide messenger RNA. Its product is annotated as nuclear RNA export factor 1. Gene Ontology annotation, cellular component: nucleus; cytoplasm. Gene Ontology annotation, biological process: poly(A)+ mRNA export from nucleus. Bases 128 to 2227 code for a protein of 699 amino acids. Lineage: Eukaryota; Metazoa; Cnidaria; Anthozoa; Actiniaria; Edwardsiidae. The record is from RefSeq and is a predicted model, not a curated record. Gene Ontology annotation, molecular function: RNA binding; protein binding. The transcript has 24 exons.
GUAACCGCGCCUGCCUCUUUAAGGCCAGGAUGCCAAGUAAACUUGAGAUUUUUAUUCAAACUGGUCAAACUUCUUGUCGUUUACUAUAAAUAAAGAUACAACAAAAUUGGCUACAACAGUGCCCCAAAUGGCGGGGAUAUUUGGCAGAGCAAUGAAGGAUGUAGCUUUUUCGGUGACUACGUCAGGCGACGGCUCAAGAACUUUCAAUAGUAACAUAGGUGACGGCAUGGAGGAUGAUAGGCAGAGUAAUAGAGGUAGAGGUCGAGGAGGCUACAACAACAACCAAGGCAGCUACAGAAGCAGAGGAAGGGGUCGUGGAAGAGGAAGGGGACGGGGUGGCAAUAAUAGGGGAAGAGGGGGGCGAGGUGGUAGACAAGAUGCCAAUCCAAGGUCUUACUUAGCCGACGAGGAAGAUGAUGAAAGCAUGGGGGAUGCAGAUGAUAAUACCGGGGGCUACACAUCACGAUACACACCAUAUGGCGCGCGACCCCCUAGUAGGCGUGGCUAUCAGCAUGAUGACCGAUCAGGUGGUGCAGGGGGAGGGAUCAAGUCACGACUUGGGCAGAGACAACACUCUGGAUGGAAAUCAUUUGAUUCAGAUUGGCACAGAGUUGUGGUUAACAGGGCCAAGAUCCAUGACAAAGAAUGGCUCAUCAAACGGCUGCAAAGUUCUUCUGAGGAGGCAUUCCAACCUGUUGAGUUCCAUUACAUGGGUGAAAGUGCUGUGUUUUUUGUGGAGGGCUCAAGAGCAGCGGAAGCUCUCAAACGUGUUAGUCAUAGUAUUACAGUCAAAGAUGGCUCCAAGUUGAUAAUUACAGUACGGCCAAGCCAGAAACCAUUUAAAAGUCACAAAGGCGGCGCUGGAGGCGGAGGCGGUAGCAGUCAGUGGAGUCCAGAAAAUGAACAAGUUCUCAAGGAAUGUCUUAGCAAUCGAUACAAUCCUCAAACAAAAACUAUGGAUCUUACAGACAUGUUCCAUGAUGAAGUUCUAAAAGCAAAUAAUGUUUUUGGAGCUCUGAACAAGUAUCCACUUGCUCAAGAAAUAUUAAAACUCAUUGGAGAAAACUGCCCUGAUGUUGAGUCCCUAGAUGUCAGCAAUAACCGGCUAUUCCAGUUGGACCAUUUCAAAGAUCUGGCAACACAGGCACCUGGGAUCAAGUGCCUCAAUUUGUCCAACACUAUGUUAAAAAGUAUUGAUGAACUCGACAAAGUGAAGGGACUCAAGGAGCUAGUCACCCUAAAUCUGACGGGGAACACAUUCUGUAAAUCAUUUGAGGGGAAAUCAUCAGCCUAUGUCAGUGCUGUCAGAAGUAGGUUUCCAAAAGUCACAAAUCUUGAUGGCAAUGAGCUGCCGCCACCAAUUGGGUUUGACUUGCAGACCUCCACUGUGUUGCCAACAGUACAGGGAAGCUACAUCCCCGACCCCGCUGUCAAAGAUUUGGUGCUCAAGUUUUUGGAGCAGUACUUCAAGAUCUAUGAUUCUGGGGACAGACAGCCUCUACUUGAUGCUUACCACGAUCAGGCAAUAUUCUCAAUGUGUGUGGACACACAGGCAAACUCCAGCACAAAGGGCUCACGAGGACCCUCCUUAGGUCCCUAUAUGAGGAACAGUCGAAAUAUGAAGAGAGUCACUGAAACUGACCAUCGUGCAGCAUUGAUCAAGCAUAACCGCCUGUCUGUGGUCGCAAUGCUGAAUGAUUUUCCAGGAACCAAGCACGACUUGGCGAGUUUUGUUGUUGAUAUUAACCUAACCUUGUCGACUAUUAUAUCGUUUUCUGUCAGAGGACUAUUUAUGGAAGAAGACAAAACAGCCCGGUCUUUUACGCGAGUCUUCGUCGCCGUCCCUGCUGCUGGUGGCAAAGCUUUGAGUAUCAUCAAUGAUGAAUUGCAUAUAAGGAAUGCUUCUUCCUCGCAGGCUGAGAAACUAGCUUCAGCCGCCUCAGCAUCCAUCAUCACGCCUAAUGUGGGUUCAGGUAUCAUGGCGCCUGCGCCGUCAGCCACACCCUUACCUGCUGCCACCACUGUGCCUGCGGCAGGGAUGCAGAAUCUAACACCACAGCAACAACAACAGAUGGUGUUGCAGUUUUCGAAUCAAUCCCAGAUGAACCCAGAAUGGUCCUUUAAGUGCCUAUCGGAAAAUGGGUGGAAUUACGAGAAAUCAGCCGAAAUAUUCACCUCCUUACAGGCUGCGGGAAGCAUUCCACCAGACGCCUUCGUGAAAAAAUAAUAGUGUUAACACAAAACCACACCAAAGAAUGGAUACCCAAGAAAAGAACAAAAAUAUGACUUUAUUUUAGAGGGAAUGAUCCCGAUGUAUUUUAAAAUUCCAGCGAAAAGAGGUCUUUACCAAAGCAUAACUUGUGUUUUACAUUUUUACAUUUUACUCUCCUGUGUUGUUCUAUAAUUGUUCAUAUAUGGUAAUUAUCUCGAACAAUAGCGUCAGAUUGAGGCACGUGGUUUUGCAGUUUCCCUACCCCACUUGGCCUCAUUUUGAAGCUCAGAUUUUACUAAAGAAAUGAGGCUCACUCUCCGAUCUCCCAGUCUUUAUGCUGUGUUGUAAAUAUGUAAAAUAAAAGUGUGGCUCUUUAGAAUAAACUUAUUCCAGAAAAUA